UUUUUAAUUAUGUGGCAAUGUGCUUAGACUGUGCUUGGGCCUUGGGCCUUGAGCCUAAGGGUAAUAUAUAUCAGCAAUGCCUCUCUAGGGUCCUUUUUUUUCGUCCUGGAUGGCCACUUCGCCUUUCAGCAUCAUGUCAUGGGAGAUUGGACUGAGCACGCCAACGGUGCCAAACCGAGGCUUCACGUUAUGGAUUUGGAGUGUGAUAAUGAUUAUCUUGGCGGGGAUUUUCGUGUUGACUAGGCUGGCGAUUCGUUUUCAUAACCGCCGACUAGGGGCCGAUGACUGGACUAUCUUUGCGUCAAUGCUUAGCUCGGUGAUUCUUACCGUGACUGAGUGCUCUGCGGUCCACUAUGGAUAUGGAAAACAUUCUUCAUAUCUCACUCAGCACAACCGGGUCAUUGCGCUGAAGUGGUUCUUCGCAGCACAGGUCAUGUACAAAGUGGUCAUCGGCAUGACCAAGGUCUCUUUUUUCUGCCUUUACCUGCGCAUUUUCAUCCAGCCCGUCUUUCGUCGCGUCUGUUACGGAGGAAUACUGUUUAUCCUCGCCUGGAGCUUGGCAUAUAUCCUGGUCACCAUUUUCCAAUGCAAACCCAUCGCCUCGUUCUGGGAUAAAACCAUACAGCACCCGCAUUGCGUGGACAGCAAGUCGCAGUGGCUGUCGUACGCCGUCAUCAAUAUCCUGAGCGACGUGGCGAUUCUUGCGCUCCCGCUGUAUCCCGUCUCGCAGUUGAAACUGGCACGGGCGAAGAAAUUAGCGCUGGCCUUUAUUUUCGGCCUUGGUUUAUUCGUUUGCGUGACGAGUGUCGUGCGAACGACUACUUUAGCUCAAUCUGCCGAUGACAGAGACCCAACGAGCGGCCCCAUUCCCGCCACCAUCUGGAGUGUCAUCGAAGCCAACGCCGGCAUCAUCUGCGCCUGCCUCCCCGUCUACAAACAACCGCUACAAUACCUUCUCCCCCGGCUUUUCGGCUCCACGCACAGCACCGGACCGACCAGUCGCAGCAAAUCGCGCCGCAAGGGCCAAGGGUACGCGUCGAACGGCGACCUCCAAGAUCCGCAGGACAGCGCGUGGCGACAGCUGCACGGCAGCGGGGGGAGCUACUCGAAUAGCGUGUCGACGCGGGGAUUCGAGAUGUUCACGAUGCGCGAUCACAAGCAUAAUCACGAGAUCACGCAGGUGGUGGACGUCAAAGUCGAGUAUCAGGAUGAUCGGCGGCGGUCGGAUGCGUCGUCGAGGCCGAUCCGGGACCGGGAGAGUUUAUGACGAGGUAAUUGAUAGAUAGAUUAAUUGUACAUACACAUGUACUCACAUACUAAUUUACUUUCUCCCGGAAGUGGUCCAUCCAGCAAGUCAAAUCACUUGUAAACAAUCAUAUCCAUCCCCCCC
Aspergillus steynii IBT 23096 is the source of this 1390-nucleotide messenger RNA. RefSeq lists its product as uncharacterized. The transcript is spliced from 6 exons. The coding region runs from base 110 to 1267 and encodes 385 amino acids. The record is from RefSeq and is a predicted model, not a curated record. NCBI's taxonomy places the organism in Eukaryota, Fungi, Ascomycota, Eurotiomycetes, Eurotiales, Aspergillaceae.